Messenger RNA from Closterium sp. Naga37s-1, 1140 nucleotides. The record is from the annotation of a GenBank genome assembly. NCBI's taxonomy places the organism in Eukaryota, Viridiplantae, Streptophyta, Zygnematophyceae, Desmidiales, Closteriaceae.
AUGGCCGAGCCCGCGUUACAAUCACUACGCACCAUAAGCGAACAGGUCGGAAGCACCAUCCGUCCGUACGUCAUCCCCUUCGCCGUCAUCCUCGCUAUAGUCGUCCCAAUAAACCUGGCAUUUCAGUCAAACCCCGGUCUGCUCUCCAGCGGCUGGCGCAGCGGGGAAGGCUCGGCAACGUCGCUUCCGUACCAGCCGCCUAGCCUCGGAUGGGCUGCGUUUCUGUUUCCCAGCAUGAGUGGCAUUGACGCGGCCAUUUGUCGUGCAGAGGAGAAUUACUGGGAGAACCUUGUGCUGAGACGGAGGGCGUGCAAGGGAAUGCUGUACCCGCCACCAGUGCAGUACACACCUGUCUUGAUGAAGACCGUUGUGCUCAUCCCCACGUACCCAUGCCCGGCUAACGAGCGCAUUGGGGAGUGGGGGGAUGGCGGAAAGUGGACUUGCUUGCUGCCAGGCGCCAUUCAGAAGGACCCUGUCGUGUACAGCAUUGGCUGUCACGGGCAGUACUCAUUCGAAGACUCAAUCUACAAGCUUCUGCACGUGCAGUCACACACGUUCGACCCGUUUCUUGAUCCAGCCACCACCACCCGCAUGCAAAACGUCUCCUCCCUCAUCUUCCACCCCAUCGGCCUUUCUGCAAGCUCCGUCCUCCAAAUCUACACCGCCAAGUUCCCUCAAAAGCAGUUCAAGACACUAGGAGGCAUCAUGCAGCUGUUGAAUCAUUCAUAUGUGGACGUGUUCAAGAUUGACUGCGAGGGGUGUGAGGAGGCGCUGAUUACGGAGAUCGGGGCGGCGAAUGGAAAUGCAGCUGCGCAGCUGAGUUUGCACGGGGGCACGCUGCCAUUCGGACAGAUCUUGGUCGAGUUUCACAAAAUGCACCUGCCCCAGGUCACCCUGCCGCUCGUCUACACGUUGGAGAAGCUUGGGUAUCGCAUGUUCAGCAUUGAGUACAACCAGCAGUGCGCGAAAUGCUGCGAGAUGAGCUUCAUUCAUGAGAGCCUCGUGCGGCCAGGUAGUGAUAAGAACUGUCUCCCAUUUCUGGCUUCGGAAGUGUUUGUAAACAAAGAAGAUGCAGAUGCUGUGAUGCAAGAAAAGCUGGGUGCAGGAAGUGACUUGAAAGAAUCAGGUGGAGGAGGUUGA